Lichtheimia ornata is the source of this 1263-nucleotide messenger RNA. RefSeq lists its product as uncharacterized. The record is from RefSeq and is a predicted model, not a curated record. Gene Ontology annotation, molecular function: nucleic acid binding. The transcript is spliced from 2 exons. Gene Ontology annotation, biological process: DNA integration. NCBI's taxonomy places the organism in Eukaryota, Fungi, Mucoromycota, Mucoromycetes, Mucorales, Lichtheimiaceae. The coding region runs from base 1 to 1263 and encodes 420 amino acids.
AUGGUCGCACAAUUACAACAAGAUGGACUCAAAUGGAACAACAUGCAUCGACAAGCACAAGAGAUUGUACACGCUUGCACACAAUGUCAACAAAACAACAUUGCAAAACAAGGCUAUCAACCUUUACGUCCUAUACAUGCAUUUCUUCCUGGUGACCAUUGGGCUAUCGAUCUCGCUAGUGGAUUCGACAAAAGUCAUAAUGGCAACCUCUACAUACAUCUUGGUUAUGGUAGAUCGGUUAUUGACACUUUUUGCGAUUAUGGAUUCCCUCGCUAUCUACAAUCUGACAACGGCACUGAAUUCGUCAACACUUUGAUGCACAAGUUAAGGAAUGCCGCAGGCUUUGAUAAUCGACUUACUACACCUUACCACCCACGAGCUAAUGGAUUAGCUGAACGUUUCGUCCAAACGUCUAUCAAUACAAUCCGCAAAAGCAUUAAUGGAGCCACCAGGGAUUGGGAUUUAUACGUCAAACCAACUCAACUAGCACUCAACAGCAAAGUGGCCAGCAUACACGGAUCUUCACCAUUUGCCUUGAUGUUCAAUCGCGCCAUGAAUGGAUUCCGUAAUUACAACAAUGAUGAUAUACCACAGCCACUCACCGAAAAAGAGCUGAUGGAUCGCAUUGAUCACAUGUCCAAUACGGUUUUCCCGGCAAUAUCAGAAAGAGCACAGGCAUUACAAAAGCUCAAGAAAGGUCGACAUGAUGCUAAGUACAAGAUGAUACAUUUUCCUCCAAACAGCAAGGUCAUGGUCAAGGAUGUACUACGCAGUAAGAAGAUGGAUCCACGUUACGACGGACCUUACACUGUCGUCAGGGAAACUACAGGUGGCUCUUACGUUCUUCGCGAUGAACAAGGGUUACUCGCAGCCAGAAACUUUGCACCAUCACAGUUGAAAAUGGUAUCACAAGAUGAAUUGGUGGAUGUCAACGAGCUAUAUGAACAUGAAGGCCAAUAUUACACCAUUCAAUCUAUUGUGGAUCAUAAACAACUUGCACCUCGCAACUACAUGUACAGGGUACGAUGGGAAGGUUAUUCAGCAAACGAUGAUACUUGGGAACCACCCGAAUCAUUUAACAGCACACAACCUAUUGCAGAGUACUGGAACAAGCUUGGCCGUAUACCACCACACGAUUAUUCCAUCGAUGGCAACAUAACCCAGCACACUGACACAGGGAAACAUGCACGCAAGAGAUCACGACCUCAUUCUGCCAAUACUUCAACACGCAAAAGCAAGCGUUUACGUUCUUCACAACGAUAA